This is a messenger RNA of Abrus precatorius (Indian licorice), 1476 nucleotides long. RefSeq names its product fatty acyl-CoA reductase 3-like. The coding region runs from base 4 to 1476 and encodes 490 amino acids. The transcript is spliced from 10 exons. Lineage: Eukaryota; Viridiplantae; Streptophyta; Magnoliopsida; Fabales; Fabaceae. The record is from RefSeq and is a predicted model, not a curated record. Gene Ontology annotation, cellular component: intracellular membrane-bounded organelle. Gene Ontology annotation, molecular function: alcohol-forming very long-chain fatty acyl-CoA reductase (NADP+) activity. Gene Ontology annotation, biological process: suberin biosynthetic process; long-chain fatty-acyl-CoA metabolic process.
CCAAUGGAAUUGGGAAGCAUAAUCCACUUCCUUCAGGACAAGAAUAUUUUGGUCAUUGGUGCCACUGGCUUCAUAGCCAAAAUUUUUGUGGAGAAGGUGCUUAGAGUUCAGCCAAAUGUGAAGAAACUUUAUCUUCUUUUGAGAGCCAGAGAUGCCGAAUCUGCCUCAGGACGACUGCAAAAUGAGAUUAUAAAGAAGGAGUUGUUUAGAUUGUUGAAGGAAAAUCUGGGUGCAAAGUUCGAUACCUUUGUUUCAGAAAAGUUAACCGUGGUGCCUGCAGACAUUUCUCAGGAGGACUUGAAUUUGAAGGACUCCUUUCUACGGGAAGAAAUCUGCAAUCAAACAGAUGUUAUAGUUAAUUUAGCUGCUACAACUAAUUUUGAUGAAAGAUACGACGUGGCAUUGGGUAUAAAUACAUUAGGAGUUAAGCAUGUCUUAAGCUUCGCCAAAAGUUGUAUUAAACUGAAGGUACUUCUGCACGUAUCAACAGCAUAUGUAUGUGGGGAGAGAGGAGGACUUAUACUAGAGGACCCAUACCAGUUAGGUGUGUCGCUAAAUGGAGUACCCGGACUUGACAUUGAUGUGGAAAAGAAAAUUGUAGAGGAGAAGUUAAAUCAGCUUCGAGAAGAGGGAGCCACAGAAGAUGAUAUUAAGAUGGCCAUGAAGGACUUGGGCAUGAAAAGAGCAACUAUGCAUGGAUGGCCAAACACAUAUGUCUUUACAAAGGCAAUGGGAGAAAUGCUUGUAGGAACUUUGAAGGAAAACAUGUCCAUUGUUAUUGUACGUCCUACAAUUGUUACUAGCACUUAUAAAGAACCUUUCCCUGGUUGGGUUGAAGGAGUAAGAACCAUAGACAGUUUGAUUGUUGCUUAUGGCAAAGGAAAAUUAACAUGCUUCAUUGCAGAUAUUAAGGCAAUUUUCGACGUGAUACCAGCUGACAUGGUCGUGAAUACAAUUCUAGCAGCCAUGGUGGCUCAUGCAAAUCAGCCUGAUGAUAUCAUAUAUCACGUGGGUUCCUCUGUUGCAAAUCCAGUCAAAUACCAGAGUCUCCAAGACUAUUCCUUUAGAUAUUUCACUGCAAAACCUUGUGUAGACAAGGAAGGAAAGAUCAUCAAGGUUGGCAAAGUUACAAUAUUGGACAACAUGGCUAGCUUUGAGAGAUAUAUGUUCAUCCGUUACUUGCUUCCAUUAAAGGGAAUAGAGCUAGCCAAUGCAGCUUUAUGCCAAUAUUUCCAAGGAAUGUAUCUUGAUAUGAGCAGGAAAAUCUAUAUUGUGAUGCGAUUGGUACACCUAUACAAGCCCUACGUGUUCUUCAAUGGCGUAUUUGAUAAUAUGAAUACAGAAAGGUUGCAAAUAGCAGCAAAACGAGGUGGGGUAGAGAUGGAUUUGUUUUACUUUGACCCUAAAAUGAUUGAUUGGGAGGACUAUUUCAUGAAUAUUCAUAUUCCUGGGGUUGUCAAGUAUGUCGUCAAGUGA